Messenger RNA from Blastomyces dermatitidis ER-3, 1235 nucleotides. RefSeq lists its product as uncharacterized. The coding region runs from base 1 to 333 and encodes 110 amino acids. The transcript has a single exon. Lineage: Eukaryota; Fungi; Ascomycota; Eurotiomycetes; Onygenales; Ajellomycetaceae. The record is from RefSeq and is a predicted model, not a curated record.
AUGUCCGUCAUAGAUUUGUGCACCGUCAUCCUUCUGCCACCAUCCAAUGCGGGGGCCCGUCUCUCGAACAGGCUUCAGUGUGCUAAAUUAGAAACGGUUUCAGAGGCGCCGAUGGCAGACAAAAUGCUGCAAAACUCUUUAAGUUCAAACAGGCCAUACAUUAAAGACUCCUAUCAACAAAAUGACCGAGUGCAAAAGGUCCCCUCUCAUUUCUGUUGUUUCGACAGGCCGCCCUUGUUUUUCCGCGCAGUUCUUAUCAGGCGAGAGGUACGCCAAGCAGUGGCAGAUACGAUCCUUUUCCUCAACCUUGUAGUUGAAAUAUCAUCGAACUGAUUAUUGUAAAUGACGCUGCCCGCAAAAAGCUUGACGGAUGAAUCUUCUGAGCUGAUAUUAUAUCAGUAACAAAAGUAAAACUCGAAAUAAACAUCCGCUUUUAGGGCGAGGUUCGUGGGAGCGUUAAGAAUUUCCCGGUUGGGUUUAAUAAUGAUAUUCAGUUUUGCCUGUAAAUACCCAAAGUAAUGAGAGGGCCAGAAGUUUUAUUGUUUAUGAGGAAUCCGUCCGCCACCGAGUUCAUCUUUUACCCAGUACUCCCUCCGUACUCCGUUCUGACACACCCAAUUAUUCCCCAGGUGGCUUGUGAAAGUUGUGAUGGUUCGACGAUGGCGGACCAUCAAACCCAAAAGUUCAUGGGAUGAUGCAUUCCUGGGGUUACUGGAUGAUGGCGUCCGUGGAGCUGGUAUUGAUCAACAAUUUUUUGAAGUACUGAUUGGCAUGUUCUAGGGCUAGUAUGACAAUUCUAGUGAGCUGUCCAGGUGGGUGGUGGAGUUUUAAUGCCCAACCAGCCGCUCGUUCCAACAUCCAAGUGGCUGGCAUCUCUGCAGGUCGGUGGGUGGGCUGGAAGAAGUUUUCCAUCCCGCGAUGAGGUGAGGUGAGAAGAGCGUGCUGAGAAUUACUGAGGGCGAUCAUCCCCAGCAGGAGAGUCGCUUGGACAAAACGCUUACGCUGUAGAACUGUUGUAGCGCCUUUUUUUUCUGUCCGAAGAACUAGAGUUAUUUUUAAGGGGGCUGUCGAAGCUUUCCCGAUGUACUACUACUGUACCUACCUCCUCUCGCCGCUCGGGCACGAACAUCCAAUGAGGUCCCAUAGCACUCGAAAGGUGCAGGGCGCGUACCCUACCCCUCACUUGCCACCAAAAUAAUAGGCGAGGCUUUGAGGAGUCUCAUGCAAUGCUCGAC